AGUCCUACUAUCUAUCCAUCUAUCCUUACAUGAGCCCACUCAUCUCUUUGAGCCGUGUGAUUGUAGUUUUGAACCUGUGAAGAUGUAAGGUCAGCAGAAGGAACAGAAGAAUAACCCGAAAAUGCAGAAUCUCCUCUGGAAAUCUACAGCGUGCGUGUUUCCAGUCCAGGAAUAUAUCUGAAAAUGAUUGAAUUUUCAUGAAGACUCAAGUUUACCAGGACAUCCCAAGUUGUUGGUCACUCUGUUUUCUUUCUGGUUCCAAGAAAGGAAGGAUGAGAGAGACAAGUGGAUAAUGGGAGUAACAGAAAUGAGAUUAAGAGCUCUGGAGAGAGGGGUGUAGGAUGAUGGCGAGACUCCAUUGUGACUUCUUGCGCACAGAAGUGACCUUUGACACUGGAGACAAAAGCUUUGCAGACUGUUCUGUAUGCUGGAAUAUCCUGCUCAGCUGACAUCAAAUCAUACAGCUGGAUAUUUCUAUUCUUCAUUGCUUUAAUUCAAAUUUCCAGAUCAACAUGCCAUUUUGAGCAUCAACAACAUGACAUAUUUGCAGCUGUCACUGGACUGAUUCAGAGCCAAGCAGCUGCAGGGAUGAGCCGCUGGAGUUGGGGAAACGGCGGGAAUGCCAUUAAAUCGGACAGAAGUGGGCCACACAGAAGGAGACUGAUGAUGCUUAUGUGGAUUAUCCUCUCACUAUGCCUGAUGGUGGAUGGGCAGAUGAAGAUCCCACCAGAAACUGUGCAGCAGUGGGCUGUGUCCUUUGGAAAAGAGUUAACUGCUUUGUCUGCCAGAUACUCUGGAGCUAAGCUUCUGCAGAAGAAAUUUAAAGACAUUGAGGGCGUGGUGAAGAUCGAGGAGGUGAACGGUGAAGAGCUGGUGAAGAAGUUUGCUGAGGAAAUGGAGGGGAUGCUUGGGAGGAAGAUGAAAUCUGUGAAGAGGUUAGCAGAAGCAGCAGAGGACGCCGAUUUACAUCACGAGUACAAUGAAACACUAGAGUUUGACUACUUUAACUCCCUGUUGAUCAACUCUGUGGAUGAGGAUGGAAAUCCAAUACCACUUGGUGGAGAAUUCCCCUUGGAAGAAAAUGAGCAUUUCAAUAAACUGCCAGUCAACACACAGCACAGUAACAUACAAGUUCCUACAAAUGUCUACAAUCGAGAUCCAGACAUUCUGAAUGGAGUCUACAUGUCUGAGGCUUUGAAUGACAUUUUCGUUGAUAACUUCCAGAAAGAUGCAACUCUCACCUGGCAGUACUUUGGCAGUGCUACAGGCUUCUUCAGGCUCUAUCCAGGUAUCCAGUGGACUCCAGAUGAAAACGGUGUGGUCACCUUUGACUGUAGAAACAGAAACUGGUAUAUCCAAGCAGCUACUUCUCCUAAAGAUGUGAUAAUUGUGGUGGAUGUCAGCGGCAGCAUGAAGGGACUAAGAAUGACAAUAGCCAAACACACAAUCAAUACAAUCUUGGACACACUGGGAGAAAAUGACUUUGUAAAUAUUAUAGCUUACAGUGACUAUGUCCAGUAUGUGGAGCCCUGCUUCAAGGGCAUCCUAGUACAAGCUGAUCUGGAUAACAGAGAGCACUUUAAGCUUUUGGUGGAAAACCUUCAUGUCAAAGGUGAAGGCAAAGUGAAAAAUGCAAUGAAGGAAUCUUUUAAGGUCCUUAAUGAGGCUGCUGCACUGGGGCAGGGCAGCCUGUGUAAUCAGGCCAUCAUGCUGAUAACAGACGGUGCCAUGGAGGACUUCCAGGAUGUUUUUGAGGAGUUUAACUGGCCAGAAAGACGAGUUCGAGUGUUCACCUAUCUAAUUGGACGUGAGAUGACCUUUGCUGAAAAUGUCAAAUGGAUUGCUUGCAAUAAUAAGGGGUACUACACACAUGUAUCCACACUGGCUGAUGUCCAGGAAAACGUCAUGGAAUACCUUCAUGUUCUCAGUCGACCAAUGGUUAUCAACCAUGACCAUGACAUAAUCUGGACUGAAGCAUAUAUGGACAGUGUGCUGUUCAACACUCAGGCACAAAGCCUGCUAAUGAUGACUUCAGUAGCCAUGCCUGUGUUCAGCAAGAAGGAAGAAACUCUAUCCCAUGGGAUUUUGCUGGGAGUGGUAGGAACUGAUGUGGCCUUGAGAGAACUGAUGAGAUUAGCUCCAAGAUACAAGCUGGGUAUCCAAGGUUACGCCUUCCUCAUCACCAACAAUGGUUAUAUCCUCUCUCACCCUGAACUACGACCUCUGUAUAAAGAGGGGAAGAAACUGAAGCCUAAACCUAACUACAACAGUGUUGAUCUGUCAGAGGUUGAAUGGGAAGACACUGAAGAAAAACUGAGGACGGCGAUGGUCAGAGGGGAAACUGGAACGCUGUCUUUAGAUGUGAGAGCUUCAGUGGAUAAAGGAAGGAGAGUGAUGUUCUUGAAGAACGAUUACUUCUAUACUGUCAUCAAUGAGACGCCAUUCAGCCUGGGGAUAGUGUUGAGUCGGGGAUAUGGAGAGUACAUCUUCACAGGAAAUGUCUCUGUAGAGGAGGGUCUUCAUGACUUAUUGACUCCAGAUUUGUUCAUAGCCAAUGAGUGGACCUACUGUGAGACAGAUAUUGACCCAGGACAUCGCAAACUGACUCAACUGCAGGCUGUGAUAAAAUACCUGACUGGAAAAGAACCAGAUCUGGACUGUGAUGCUCAGCUGUUGCAGCAAACUUUAUUUGAUGCUGUGGUUACAGCACCGAUGGAAGCUUACUGGACCGCACUGAUGCUCAAUACAUCUGGCAUGGAUGAUGGGAUUGAAACAGCUUUCUUGGGAACCCGUUCAGGCUUGUUAAGAUUCCAAAGGUACUCUGGUAUUGAGAAAAGAGUUGGCAAGUCUUUCCUGACCUCCACAGACAAGGAGAACAUAUUCACACUGGACCAUUUCCCAGUGUGGUACCGGAGAGCAGCUGAGAACCCAGCUGGACAGUUUCUUUACUACAUGCCCAGACAGGACACUAGAGAUAUGUUCAGGGACAAUGAGGGUGACUAUAGUGCCACCUUGAGUGCAGAAGAGGUGGAACACCAAGCUGAGGAAGGAGCAGGGAGGAUAAUGAUUUCCACCACUGCUGUCACUGUGACUGUGGGCAAGAAAACCGCCAUUGCUGGAGCCAUUGGGGUCCAGAUGACUCAGGAAAUAAUUGCAUCCAAAUUUUGGGCCAUUGCAGCACAGCCAAACGACACAGACUGUACCAAUGUGGAAGGAGUUUGUCCUCUUCGCUGUGACAGAUUUGAUCUUGAAUGUUACGUGAUUGACAAUAAUGGCUUUGUUCUCGUUUCGAAACAACUUAAUGAUGUCGGACGGUUCUUCGGUGAGACUGACGGAUCAGUGAUGACCACGCUGAUCAGAAUGGGCAUGUUCAAAAGGGUAUCCCUGUUUGACUAUCAGGCCAUGUGUAAGAUGGGCUCACACUCUGUCAGCAGGGCCCGGCCGCUUUUUAGUCCGUUCUAUGCUUUGGCUUCAACCUUCAAGUGGUUUCUCUCCAACUUCCUACUGUUUCUACUGGAGUUUAACUUCUGUGGCCUCUGGCACACAGAGCAUUUGGCUGAUGCCAAGCCAUCCUACAGUCGCUCCUACUCUCAUAAGAAGAAAGUGGAAGUGCUGCAACCGUGUGACACUGAGUACCCCAGCUUCGUUUACGAGCCGUCAGUCAAAGAGACCAACAGCAUCAUUAAGUGUGGACGAUGCCAGAAGAUGUUUGUAGUGCAACAGAUACCAGAGAGCAACCUGUUGAUGCUGGUGGUGCAGGGAGACUGUGACUGCUCCAGACAGCACCCACCAAUCACCCUGGGAGCCAAAGAAGUCAAAUAUAAUGCAUCAGUGAAGUGUGACAGGAUGAGGUCCCAGAAGAUUCGCAGGCGCCCUGAAUCUUGCCAUGCCUAUCACCCACAGGAGAACGCCAAUGACUGUGGAGGAGCAUAUUUUAUAUCCGUCUCAGGCUCUCUCCUCUUCAUCAGUCUAUCCAUUGUUGCUCUUGUUUCCUGAUGAUGGACAGUUUUACUGUUUCCCCCUUUCUCGUGUAAAGGGGCAGUCAAAAAUACUCAAGUUUGCAUAUCUUUCACCUCUGGUGGAUUUUUUUUUUUUUUUAACAACAGAUUCUGCAAAAUUUGCUCACAAUGGCUGCAAACCAAGUCUCUCUUCAACGACUUUUGAUGUGGCAUUUCUUGGUGAGCUCCUGGGACUCAAUGCGUCUGAAAUGAAAACUGCAAGGAAAAAAGAAGAAGAAAAAGCAAUUUAAUGGGACCUUGUUGCCAUGGAGACUUUUCACUUUGUGAUUUUCUCAUGCUCUGCUUUGCAUCUCAGAAUGAAAAUGGACAAAAGAGAUAAAGGUGUUAGCGUCAUUAAUAAAAGGGAAUUAUAAAUCACAAGAGGCCAUGUAACAAACUUCAAGGGAGAAACAUGUUUCCUGUUCAUAUCCCAUGGUGCUGAAUAUUGCAGACACACAUGCAUAUUAUAUAUGCGAUUGCAAGCAUGCACACUUCUGGUAAACAAACACAUGCAAUGCUUUAUAAUCCACUACACUUCAUUUGCUUCAUUUGCUUCUUCUUUUUUAAGUGUUGACUAUUUACCACUGGGAGGAGAGCAGUACAAGAGGGAAACACUUGAGUUCCUGCUUCAUUUACAUGGUCAUUUGCACAAUUAAUGGAUAACAUCGCAAUGCCAGUGGAUAAGAUAAUGGCUCAGUGCCUAGCAAUCACAUUUAAGCUAAAUUAAUGAAGAUAACUUCAGUAUAACAUGAGUAUUAAGAUGCAAUAUAGUUAAAUAGAAUGGCUCAUCAGCUCUGUCUGGAUCUUCCUGUUUAGUUUUAUUAAGAUUAGAUUGCAAAAAUAUUUCUUCCUGUGAUUUUUUUUUAAUGUUUGUAUGCCUUUUUGUCUUGAUCAUUUGUGUCUUUCUGUGUGUGUACAUACUGUACUUGUCUGUCUUUUGGCCUGGACACAGGAAGAAUAAGAAAUGUGUUGUCAGUUUUUACAGGGUGCAAUUCAAAUAUUUGGAUUCACAUUUAAAAUAAUAAAAUUGUAUUUAAAAAAAGAUGCAUAAACAUGGAUUUGAUUUGAAUUUGCUUGUAAAGAUUGUUUGGAAGUGCUUUAUCUGAGAAAUAAAGAGGAAACCUGGAGAUAUCUUGUGAUAAUACAAAUGUAAACUAAUACAGUAAAUCAAACUGCAUAGGGUAUUUUUGUAUAUUUGCCUGUUUUAUAUUUUAAACUACAUUUUUCAACAUUUCAUUGCUUUUUGGCCUGUGAGUAUCCAUGUAUGUUUUUAUAUUAUAUUUUUAAUUAAUUUAAAAUGCAUAAACUUAAGUUGACUGAUUUUGCCUGCUCAAGUGACUGGCUCAGAGAUGUGUCAUGUGUUAUGAAACUCAUUUAGUCCAUCUUUCCCAUUUGUGUUUGCACUUUCCACUAUAAAGUAUUCUUUUAAUUGUAUUGAUAGCAUUUACAAAUUAACUGAGGUAAUGAUUUGUACAGUAUGAUGGAAAUUAAAUCCACAUUUUUGUACUUCA
Molecule: messenger RNA, 5509 nt
Organism: Melanotaenia boesemani (Boeseman's rainbowfish)
Lineage: Eukaryota; Metazoa; Chordata; Actinopteri; Atheriniformes; Melanotaeniidae
Gene: cacna2d4a
Product: calcium channel, voltage-dependent, alpha 2/delta subunit 4a
Exons: 41
Coding region: 589-3996 (1135 amino acids)
Cellular component (GO): voltage-gated calcium channel complex
Molecular function (GO): voltage-gated calcium channel activity
Source: RefSeq, a predicted model, not a curated record